CGACAAUUGUGUUACCUCUUUUGGCAAGAUAAGGACUGUGACGUGAGACUGAAGUUCAAACAUGUUAGCCUACUGCUGACGAGCAGCUAAACAGAUUAAUAACCUACUUCUCUCGCAUUAAGUAAUUUUUUCUGUUAGUAAUAACAGAUUUAUAAAGUACUAGCAGAAAUAAGAAGAGCAUAAAUUACUUAAAAAAUAAGUUAAACCAAAAUUUCUGUGCUAUUUAAGCUAGUCAUCAUUAUACCAACUUGACAACUGCCAUUGUUUAGUAAGUUUAACUUCAGGAACUAUCGAUUAGUUUCUAACCUUACCCAAGCCUACAGAUCAUGACAGUGUUAUGAUUUGCUCUUAGUACUACUGUGUUACUUGGAGUCACAACGUAUAUCAGUGUGUACAUCUACUCAUGCUGCUAAAGAUACACUGUGUUGCAAUUAGAAGUGGGUCCUAAGGUCGACUAUGUGAUGUCAUGGUAACAUUCUUCACAUACUCUUUCCUUGUCCUUGUGUUUACCUGCUGAUCCCAACCAUCUUUCCCAUAGCUUGUUGUGUUUUUAAAGCAAUAGAUAAUCCAAGCAUGAGUCUUAGUGUACACACAGACGGAAAAAAAAAAACACAAAUUAGUCUUGUAGACUAUGACUCCAACAGUCAGCCAUACCACAAAUCUUUGUUGUUUUUGUCAGUGUCUGUGGCUUUGGUUUCCUCCCAUCGGAACAUGAUUAAGUCCAGGAAAAAUUAUUCAUUCUGAAACAGUUUUACCUUGUUAAGAAUGCUGGCUUUGGUGGGGCCAGGUUUUGGGAGAAAUAUUUCAGCAAAUGUGCAGUAAUGCUCUGAUUGACACACCAGAUGGGAUAAGGCUAUGUAGUGACAGGUAGCACAGGUGAACAUCCUGUCUGCUAGUGCGGACCUGUAAAGACCUGCCAGAAAAGCCUCAAGAAAAAAACUGGUGUGUUACUGGUGUUCUACUUGUCUGCUUUAAUUCUGUCCACUUUGCAAUUUAUCCUCAAAAUCUCCCAAACUGGUCAGGACAUGCUGAACGAAUAUCAGUUUCAGAAUUAGAUUAGAAAAAGACCAGUCGGGCGAAAGAUUGUAGGUGAAAGCUCAGAGAGCAGGAGACAAUUACAGGCCACCCAAAACUUCCACAGCAUUGCUGCCUCUGUGGCCCCCCACCGGAAGGUGACAGGUCCACGCUCUGUUGCCCACAGUUACAGUAUGUCGCUUGUAUGGCAUUUCCAGGGAAUCCUUUUGGGACUUGAGGGAGUAUUAACACUCAAAAAGGUUUAGGGUAUUUGGAGCUGAACAGCUUUUGGGAAGUAAGAGAACCGCUGGUGUGAUUCAGGAUGUGUUACACUGGGUGAACGGAAGUUUAUCUAGAGGUUUCCACCUCGACACAAAAGCCAGAGCCUUAUAUGGAAGACAAAGAUGGGGGGUGAUGUUUAGACAUUGUCUGACCCUGGUGUCUUUUUUCAAGUUUUGACCAUUCUUGGAACACGUCACCAUCUGAGGGUUUUUGGGAAAGGAGGUGUACAUACCGACUCCACCGCACUUACAUCUGCAACCAUUAUGGGAACUGACUCAUUUAUUUUCUCUGACCAACAGAGAUAUUGGACCAUCUAAAUAUUUGUGUUUUCCAUCCCAUAUUAAGUCUUAGUCAUGGCAGUUGCAGGUCAGAGGAUGUAAUGAAUCAACAACAAAGAUAUGUUAUUCACAAGAAACGAUUUUGCAAUUCCUGUGCCUUUCCAUGAAGAAUAUAAUGUCAGUAAAUGAUCAGACUUCAAUCUUUAGAGGAUUAAAUAUUUGUAUGCAAUCUCUCCAGUGUGCAGGUUGUAGUUUUUAAGAAUCAGACCAUAUCCUCAUUGGCAGUUAUGUCAUAGCUCAGUUACAAUCAUGAACAUGCCCAGGUCUGCAGGGCAUGUUCAGAUGAGACUUGUUAGUCGUUUGUCUUAAAAUAGUACAUCAGCAAAACAUGUAAUAUUCUGCCUGUUUUAUUAAAACAACAUUAUGUCACUUUGGUUGUGCGUUAAAUGAAAUCCACGCUUUCCUCAGCUCUGUUAGAAUUGCAGUUUAUCAGUUGAAGCAUGCUUUAAUAUCUGCCAACAGCAUAAAGAAUGCAUAUUCCUCAUCAGAGAGCAGCUGCACAGUACACCAUAUAGAUGAUACUAUCAAUCAUUAUAUAGAUAAUGCACUUGUAUCUAGCUUGCCAGGUGUUAAUAUUUGCUGGUUUCUCACAUCCUCUUAUAUUCAAAUCACCAAGCUGUCUUAUUGUACUCUUUUUUGUGUCAGGUAAUGGCUGUGGACAUACACUGCUGGGACCAGAGUCUGGCACUGUAGCAUCCCAGAACUACCCAGGCACCUAUCCUAGCAACACCUGGUGUAAGUGGAGGCUUCGGGUGCCAGAGGGACGGACGCUGCGGCUGCUGUUCGGAGACUUUGAUAUUGAGGGUGGUCCAGGCUGCAGCAAUGGCUCUGUUGUUAUCACAGACAAGAACGGAGAACCCACCAUGGGUCCAGUGUGUGGGAAGCUUGACGUAACACAGAAAAAUGUGACCAUUAAAAGCAAUGAAGUGACUGUAACUUUCAAGUCAGGCCCACACCGCACUGGACGAGGCUUCCUAUUGUCGUAUGGAACAGACCAGAAUCCAGAUGUUAUCUCUUGUUUACAAAGGGGAUCUCAUUUUAGCUCGCAGCAUUUGAGCGUAUACUGCCCUGCUGGAUGUAAGGAUGUCACUGGGGACGUUUGGGGGAACUCUGAACAAGGUUACAGAGAUACCUCUGUCCUGUGCAAAUCUGCUGUCCAUGCUGGAGCCACAUCUAAUACUUUGGGGGGUCGCAUCACUGUGAAUCGAGAGAGAAGUCUUACCCUCUAUGAAUCCACCUUUGCCAAUGGAAUCCUCUCUAAAAUGGGAUCAUUAUCUGAGAAGAAGCUGCUUUUCAGCCAAGAAUGUAACAACAUCCUGGCGGUCUCGGGUCUGAAUGCUUCUUCUUUCUGGGACAAAAACAAUCAAGAGCACAGAAUGUUCUCAUCCUCCAAAAACAUGGAACCUAGCCAUGACUUCCUACACUGGACAGCAGACAGCAGCGAUCUGAAGCCAUGGGUAGAGAUAGAGCUAGCUGACAGAAGCACCGUCGCAGGAAUAAUAACAACAGGAUCAGUUGAGUACUACAUAGAAUCCUACAGUCUUCAUUUCAGUAAGGACAGAAAGAACUGGAAGCCUUUCAGGGGGGCUCUGAGCAAAGAACAAAAGGUGUUUCAGGCCUACACCGAUGGCCACCUUAAAGUGCUCAACAGCUUGUUUCCUGCUGUGGUGGCCCGAUUUGUUCGUCUGCAGCCAUUGAUCUGGCACAGAAGAGCUUCAGUUCAGGUCAAAGUUGUGGGCUGUCCUGCUCCAAAGGCCACACCAAGGUCACGGCCCCCAGCAGAAUCUCCACCCAUCAAAGUUAACAUUCAGACCUCACGCCCAAGCCCCUCUCCCAACCCCACAGAGGGCUCAGUGCUAGUGGAGACAACACUAAGUUCCAGCCAGCCAGCGAUUGUGGGAGUGGUCCUGGGACUGAUCAUGUGUGGGAGCUGUUUGUUGGCUGGAGUCUGGUGGAAACGAAGGAAAAAAGAGUCACAAAUGAAGUACUCUUUACCCACAGCAGGUUGUCAGAGUUUUAAGUCAAAGAGUCCACAGUCAGAGAUCAUUUCCUUCCCGCUGGAGCGAAAUGUUCAUGAUGCUCUGCCAUGUCCCCCUGUUAAUGAUUAUGCUGCUCCUGCACUUCCAUCUGUUGGACAGAAAGUCGGUUCAACAUUUAGACCUUCCUCAGAUGAGAACUACACCACCCCCUUCCCCUGCGUACAUUAUGACACUCCAGGCAACCUUCCAGAAUAUGCCGAGCCACUUCCUCCUGAGCCUGAGUAUGCUACACCUUUCACUGAGCUGCACUCUGAGCCUAACUUUCCAUCUCUGAUCGGGAUACACCAUGGCCAUAAACACAGACCUCAUGUUCCAGCACCCUCCACAGGUGUCAGGACAACAGCCAGCCACAGUCAAUAUGACUGCCCUUCACACAGGAUGCUGUCCAAUGGCUACUGCACUCCUGCUGUACACACCAGCGGCCCUCGGCCAGUCAGUGUGGUCUAUGCAGAGCCCAAAUCCAGUGACUCUUUACUACAGAAGCACACAUAUGAGGAGCCUCUGUAAGUGCAGUAACCUUGCAUAUAUGGAAGAGAAGGCUCUAGAGCCAGAGCAUUUGUGGGACCAGAGGAGCACAUGAAGCAAUCUCAGAAGAACACUAAGAGAGUGUCCUGCACAGUGCACUACUGCUCACCUCCCAGUGAGAGAUGCACCCAGAGAUCAGGAGUCACUUUGGACCACUAUACAUGGAGUAUAUCAGGGUACACUACUCAGAGUACAGGAUGAUCUGAGAGCCAUAUGGGUGCAAAUAUUUUCUUUCAGGAAGUAUGUGAUAGUAUAGUUAUUGUUCUUGUGAUGCACAAAGAAAAUAUAGGCUUGGUGGUGUCGGAUA
Messenger RNA from Melanotaenia boesemani (Boeseman's rainbowfish), 4505 nucleotides. RefSeq names its product discoidin, CUB and LCCL domain-containing protein 1. The record is from RefSeq and is a predicted model, not a curated record. The transcript has 15 exons. Bases 2177 to 4180 code for a protein of 667 amino acids. NCBI's taxonomy places the organism in Eukaryota, Metazoa, Chordata, Actinopteri, Atheriniformes, Melanotaeniidae.